This is a messenger RNA of Saccoglossus kowalevskii, 1443 nucleotides long. Its product is annotated as FERRY endosomal RAB5 effector complex subunit 3-like. The record is from RefSeq and is a predicted model, not a curated record. NCBI's taxonomy places the organism in Eukaryota, Metazoa, Hemichordata, Enteropneusta, Harrimaniidae. Gene Ontology annotation, cellular component: cytoplasm.
AUGACGACAGUAGAGUCGGAGUUCCAGUUCUCAUUCGGUGCUAAGGGUUCCGUGUGUAGGCUAACAGUGCCGGUGUCGAUUCCCAUGUCAGUUAGCGUCGGAGAUUUAGUAGGAAGGCUGGUGAACGCCCACAAUUUACCUUGCUAUGUGGAAAAAGAUCUCCACAAUGCACUGGAGAAAUUUAUAUCGGAAGAAACUACUAAAUACCAUGAUGACAAUGCCGCAGACUUGAUUAGUAAGAUAGAAGAUGGAAGUAUUGAUAUUGGACAGAUGGCUGAUAAAUGGAAUACUGCAUUUACACAGGAACAUAAAUCCUAUGCCACUGCAAAACAGUCAAAUGAUGAAGUAGCAUUUGGUGAAGUCUACCAUCAACUGAUUCAUUCCGCUGCAUUGGACACGCUAUUAAACCUGGACCACUCGUAUGCUGCCGCAGUGGAGGAAAUUAUAACGCAUAGAGAUAUGGACCUCACUAAGCUACAAAAAAGGCAAAGAGAAAAAAUGGAAGAUGCUGUUAAGAGACUAGGCACGACUUAUACUGAUGAACAAGUUAAUUUAUUGGCAGCUAAACAUUUUGAAGAUACGCAGGUAAAAAUGUAUACAAUUGAAUAUAGUCAUGGUGCAGGUGCCCAGAUGAAAACCAUGCAUAAUUUAAGACUGAUGUGUGUUGAUGUGUUGGAUCUUUGUCGACACAAAACUCUUAUUGUGGGGUAAGUUUUCUCUCAGCGACUACAAACCGCUAUGUCACUGUAUUCUAAUUCAAUAAGUGGUCUAGUACUUUUGGUUGAUGACAGAAUAAAUUCAUAUACUGGAAUUAAACUAGAUUUUGCUGGUGUUUGUCAGCUUUCGACUGAUUUUCAUUUUCCCGAUCUUGACACGCAACUUCGAGUUAUACAACAACAUGUAUUAGAGGCAAAUAAAAACAGGACAAAGAAAGAUAUUCAAGGAGGCAACAGGAAUUAUAUUAUAUAACAAAGGGCAAGGUCACCAGAGUUCAACUAUGUUAUUUUUCAAUUCUUUGUAGGUGAUUUUUACAUCACUCGUCAUUCCAGCUUGGCUGAAAUUCACACAGUUUUUCACCUGGUUGUUGAUGAGAAUAUCCGGUCAUCUGAGAUCUCUUCCAGACAUCCCACUAUUAUUGGUCUACGUAAUGUAUUAAAAUGUGCAUCACAACAUGAUGUAUUGAACAUGACUAUUCCACUCUUCCUUGUUUAUGAAAUGUCAGAGGAGAUGACAAUAGCGUGGUGUUUAAAGAGAGCUGAAUUGGUCUUCAAAUGUGUCAAAGGUUUCAUGAUGGAAAUGACAACAUGGGGUGGCAACGACUCAAGAACAAUACAGUUUGUUGUUCCCAAGUCUAUAUCUGAAGACUUAUUCAUGCAGCUAAGUUCUAUGCUACCACAGAUAUUCAGGAUUUCCUCAACAGUGAAUUUAACAAGACAGAAAUAA